AAGUCUGGGCAGACUCGAUUACAUUUCACCACCCUUCCAUCCCCUGUUUGAACACCAAAUGAGCUUGUUACACGAGAAGGUAGUUGCAAGUCCGAAACUAAUGAUUCUGAGAUGAAGUUGUGUUUGCCAUUGCUGUGGUAGUAUGAUCACGAGCAAAAUUGCUCGCUGGACCAUAAGUAAGGGACCGACUUGGCGCUAUGGAUGGACUGGGCUUGGGCCCAUGGGCAAGCAACAAUUUUUUUAAAUUCUAUGGCUAAACUGGCAGCCCUAUACACUGUGCGAGGCUUCUGAAUUCGUACAUCAGAUUUUAAUUCUUCCUUCAAUCCGUUGAUGAAAACAGCAAGAAGACAAUGUUCUGGCCAGCGCUCAACUCGGGCAACUCGUUUUGCAAAUUCUUAGCGAUACUCUUGUACGCUACCUGUUUGCUUGAUGCUACAAAAGUGCUCAUCGGGGUUUUGAUACUCCGGUGUGUUGCCCCUGCCUCGUCCGUCGUGUAGAGUGGUGUCCUGUCCCUGCGUCAUGAAAGAAAGACAAUGACAGAGGACAAGAAAUUCCCUGUUUUUAUGGAUGUCCGUAUAUAUGAGCGCCCCCAUCAAAGGAUGGUUUUUGAGCUAUUCUAUGACAUUGCCCCCUUCACUGCAGAAAACUUCCGUGCUCUAUGUACAGGAGAAAAGGGAGUCAGUCCAAAAACUAGGAAGCGUCUGCGUUACCCAAAUACUUUCUUUCAGAAGGUUAGGAAAGGUGGCUCCUAUGUGAAAGGGGGUGUUUUCGGUUGGGAAACUAGGGAAUGUGUAGAAAGUAUCUAUGGUCCUCAUUUCCCAGUGCUCGAGUCAAAUAACCUCAAGCACGACAAAGAAGGGCUUCUAUCCAUGCCAAUAGGAGAUCUAGAAGCAUGUCGUUCUCACUUUUUGAUCACAUUGAAAGCUGAUCAAAGCCUUGACAGUACUCAUGUGGUGUUCGGAAAGCUUGUGCAAGGGCUGGCUACAUUAAGGGAUAUUGGAAAGUAUUGUUCCAGCAUGCCAAUUGAAAUUAUGAAUUGUGGCAUGUCGUAUAAUGCUGAUUAUGUUCCUCCUGGUGUGAUUGUGAGGCCUUGUCAGCCUCGAAGAGCAAGUAAAAACCAUGCUAAGGGAAUGGGAGAAGAGAGGGCAAGAAGGGACAUCUCUUCCAAAACCAAAAGGUUCAAAAUCUCUUCAUAAAACUAGAGUUUCACAAAGAUGAAACAUGUACCUAAAACACGCCACAAAGAUAUCAUGGGAUUCCUCAAGUCCAGCCGAAACAUUAGACGAAAUUAAGAUGGGUGGAUAUCCUUGCUGCAAAUUCUCUUUUAGAAACUAUAUACAUAUAGUUAGGAUACAAGCGCUGCAUUGCCUCUGAAUUUUCUUGCUUGUAUCGUGGUUAAUACAGUACCAUUAUUUAGGCAACAAUGUUACUGCUUCCCAGUCUUUAAUAGUUUGCCUGAGGAAAUCGUCGAGAGAUUUAUAGAUUCUUGAUGCUUGUUUGGUUUAGCAUAUUAAGGGUUAAGCUCCAGAAAAUUCUUUUAACACUCAAA
Messenger RNA from Neltuma alba, 1549 nucleotides. RefSeq names its product peptidyl-prolyl cis-trans isomerase CYP95-like. Gene Ontology annotation, biological process: protein peptidyl-prolyl isomerization; protein folding. The record is from RefSeq and is a predicted model, not a curated record. Lineage: Eukaryota; Viridiplantae; Streptophyta; Magnoliopsida; Fabales; Fabaceae. Gene Ontology annotation, molecular function: peptidyl-prolyl cis-trans isomerase activity; cyclosporin A binding. Gene Ontology annotation, cellular component: cytoplasm. Bases 534 to 1196 code for a protein of 220 amino acids. The transcript has 8 exons.